Molecule: messenger RNA, 4726 nt
Organism: Erinaceus europaeus (western European hedgehog)
Lineage: Eukaryota; Metazoa; Chordata; Mammalia; Eulipotyphla; Erinaceidae
Gene: INKA2
Product: inka box actin regulator 2
Exons: 2
Coding region: 194-1054 (286 amino acids)
Cellular component (GO): nucleus
Molecular function (GO): protein serine/threonine kinase inhibitor activity; protein kinase binding
Source: RefSeq, a predicted model, not a curated record
GCGCAGAGCGCGGGGGAAGCCGCUCUGAGAGCUUCCCCGGCGGAGGGACGUGGCUCGGGCGCUGCGUGCGGCUCCGGGCGUCAGGCAGGAGCCGGCGGGGCGCGCACUGGGCGCGGGGCGGUUGUCCGCACCCCGGAAAUCUCGCGGGCGGCCGAGCCCGGCCAAUGGGCGCAGGAGCGAGGAGAGCGGGGUCAUGGACAGCUACUUGCGCCGCCUCAAGCAGGAGCUGAUGUCCAUGAAGGAGGUGGGUGAUGGCUUGCAAGAUCAGAUGAACUGCAUGAUGGGGGCGUUACAAGAACUGAAGCUCCUGCAGGUGCAGACGGCCCUGGAACAGCUGGAGAUCUCUGGAGCAGGGUGUGGCCCAGCCCACCCUGACAGCCCCAGGACACAGCUGGAGCACCUUCCCUGGGAGGGUGGCAGAGGCCCUUCCCGGUCUGCUGUCUGUGCUCCCCCCAUCCACUCUUCUCUUGGUAGUAGCAACACAGCUUCACCCCACAAGACCGCCGGUGGGAGGGAUCCUGCCCCUGAGCCCAGGACACCACUGCUAGAGCACCCAACGUGUGCCCAGCAGGGGCCAGAGCCAGCAGAACCUGAAGACUGGACCUCCACACUGAUGUCCCGGGGUCGUAAUCGACAGCCUCUGGUGUUAGGUGACAAUGUUUUUGCAGACCUGGUGGGCAACUGGCUGGACCUACCAGAAGUAGAGAAGGGUGGGGAGAAGGGUGACACAGGGGAUGAGUUCGAGCCCAAAGCAGAGGGCGCCACUCCCCGGGACCUGGGCCGCAGGUUCACUCUGACAGCAAACAUCUUCAGGAAGUUCCUGCGCAGCGUCCGGCCUGACCGGGACCGGCUGCUAAAGGAGAAACCGGGCUGGGUGACCCCCACUGAGCCCCGAGCUGGACGCUCGCAGAAGGUCAAGAAGCGAAGCCAUCCCAAGGGCUCUGGACACUGCCCCGUGGAGCCCAGAAGAGGGGACUCUCAAUCCACAGGCUGCCCCAAAGCACUGGAGCCCUCACCCUCUGGCUUUGAUAUUAACACAGCUGUUUGGGUCUGAAUCCCAGAAACUGAACAGUUGACUGACUGAAGCCAAAGGGCUGUUCCAGUGCUGGGCCCCUGGGGAGGGAGAAGGGGCAGGCAAGGUUGCCCCUAAGAGAAGGCAGGAACAAGUGUCUGGAGCAGCAUUGUGGCAGGGACUGGCUGAGAGUCCCUGCCCAGAGGGAAAGGGAGAGGGAGAAGGAGUGUGAACUAUACCCACUCAUUUUGGGACUGGAGGUAAUGGGGGGACUCAUAGGGGAGAAGACCUGGAUUUUUAUUUUUACAGAGAUAGAGUGUGCAAGAGAGAAAAAAACCACAACAGGAAGCUUCCUUGAAUGCAGUGGGAGUUGUGCUGGAACCUGCCUGGGACACAUUCAUGGUAAAGCUGCACACAAGUCCAGUGAAGUGUUUUGUCAACUCCGGAAAAUCCUUAUCUUAUUUCUUUUUACCACAGCAGUGGAUGAGUGUAUGUGUGUGGGGGGUGAGGAGUUGGGGGGGGAUGGGGGAAGUAGUUUGAACCUGGGACCUUGGAGCUUCAGGCAUGAGAGUCUUCACAUAACCAUUAUGUUGUCUCCCCAGCCCUCCCAGGAAAUCCUUUUGACAUCCCUUCACAGCCUCCGAAGGCUUCCUUUGAACCACUCCCUCCCGUAUGAAUUAGGGCACCCAGACCCCAGGCUUCAAAUAAAGACUCUGUCUCUGAUGGGCAGGCCCUGUCUCCUGGUGGGCAGGCCCUAAUCUUUCUGGGCACACACACCCUCCUUGGGGUGGUGGGAACAGAGAGAUGAGUCCCCACUCCCCCCUUCCUGUUGCUCCUGAGAUUCCAGUCUGGUUGGGGCCUGAGAAGGUUUUAGAAGGAACACACAUAAUGAGUACUUGGGGAGACCCCAAGUCCCUCCAAAAGAGCAGGAGAGAGUGGGUAAUGUUUGCAACCCUUCCCUUAUCAUGGCUAUAAUCUCGGAUACCACGGCAGCGAGCAAGACAGGUAUUCGUUCUGUACUCCAAAUGAGGAAAUAGCCUGGCUGGAAACAGCAGAAUGGGGUGAAGAGAGGAGCAGAAGGUGACUCUGGGGUCACCCCUUCCCUGGAGGUGUGGAACCCCAACCCAGGACACCAGAGAGGCCACCUGGGAGCCCAUGGUGCACCAAGGAGGAACUGUGUCCAAGUCUCUAGCUCCACCCCGGCUACUGGUUGCAGCUCACUCAUGACCUCCAGCCAGGGCUGAAGCUUCCCCAGAGCAAAGCUGGGCAUGCAGCCCUGGCCCAGCGGCCUGCAGAUGCAGGACCGCCUGGGCAGAGCAGCCCGCCCUCCCACUUUGGGAACGCCCACCAGUGGGAAAAAGACAAUGCAGGUCCCUGUUUGGGUAGAGCCUGCCUGGAGGGUGCCUCUCCUCUCAGUAGCGCCCCCCCCCCCCAUCUUCCCUCUGCCUGAUGGGGUGUGACAGCUGCAAUUAGAGGCAUGACGCCUCCCUGCCUUCAGAGAUUUAGUAGCAAAUUGGUGAAGAGAAACAAGAAAGAGAUUUCCAGCAUGUUGGACCUGAACUCCCCACCACACCCACAGACUCUCACCCGCCCCCCCCCCCGCCCCGGCCCCCGCCCCAGACACGAAGAGGCUUAGCUCCAGCAGUUUCACAGCUGAAGGUGAGGCUGGUCAGGGUACUCACAAAACUGUUAGGUUACCACAUAGGAGAUGUUUAGUUUGUACUGAGUUUUCCUUGCUUGCUGUUUACCAGGCAGUAUGCUCAGCAUGUGCUCUCCAAAUGUCAGAAUGCACCUAGAAGUUGUUUGCCCUCCUGCUAAGUCAAUGGAGGUGGCAAAGGGUCACGGAAGCUGCCCAGAUCAGGAUCUAAGCAACUAAAAGAAGCUGGGUUUGGAUCAGAGAGCUGUUUGUCUCCAACACCCCUGCUUUUUCCUCUCUCCCUCACCCUGGAGUUUGCCAUGAACUAACUUUUCUUGACGAACAAGCACUUGCCCAUUCUCUGUCAUUUCAGCUCAGGGUGACUACCUUUGGUGGUGGUGGCAGUGUGUGUUAGUGAAGAUUUUACAUACUGAUUGACUGAGUCUUGAAACCACUGACUGCUGGGUGGUAGGGAAGCCAUCCAGCAAUUAGCCCAGGAGGUACUGACCCUAAGUUAGGAAUAAUGCUACAGGAAAUCAAGUCACCUCCUGCCCAUUCAUCCGUGACUCAUCUGUUUAUGGGCCAUUUGUAGCUUAGGAUCCGAUGAAUGAAAGUUUAUGAACACCUCCCACUGCCAGGCAUUGUGAUGGGAACUAAGAACAGAGCAAUGAAAAGGACCAGUGCUUGACCUCAGGGAGUCCUGGAGCAAGAAAGAAGCAACUUUUAACCUAUUGGAUCCAAGGGAAUGAAGCUCAUUUGAACUUGGACCAGAGCCAAAUAAUUAGGAAGUGACAUUUCCUGCUAAUAUGAUUCCUGGGUGCUGGGCACUGAUUCUCUUUGCCUUCUUAUUUCCUUCUCACCACACUAUGGAAGUGGCUGCUCUUCUAUUUUACAUGGAUUGGUUGAGAGAAGUUAAAACACCUUAGCCAAGGACAUGAUAGCAGAACUUGGAUUAGAAGAAUCCAACAGACUUAAACUUGUGCUUAUGAGCCAAGGACAUGAUAGAAGAACUUGGAUUAGAAGAAUCCAACAGACUUAAACUUGUGCUUAUGACAUGAUCCCACAAAACUGUCCAGAUCUGCUCCACUGUCAAGGCAAGGGGAACAAGCCCUGUCUCUCCACAUUCCCUGGCUGCACGGAUAAUAAAUGGAAUGCUGACUGUCCAGGGAGGGAUUUUUGCCUGGGUCUUGACAUGGCUGAUGAAAUGCCCCAUCUACUAUGCCAAGUUUUGUUAUUGAAAAGAUGAUGGCCAAUUCAUUUCUCCCCAUCAUUUCCCCUCUUCUGUGUUCCUACUGUCACAAUGAUGGAGACUGUACAGAAGCCAGGGGAAGAGGUGAAUGGGGCUGUCUGGGGCCUGUGUGAGGCAGGGCAGUGUAGAGGAGGGAAGCAGUGUCUGAGGGGGAGGUAGAGAAAAUAAGCAGAGGGAAUCUGACAGCUUAAUUUUGCCUCUGGGGCUUAUUUUAUGGUUAAUUAGGACAUGCAAAUUAGCUGGAAGCUCAUUUAAUACCCUGCCUGACCCCCCCACACACACACACACACACCUGGCCCACUUUUGUGGCAGGUAGAGGGGCCUCUGGUUGGCCUGUGGCCAGUGUGUCAUACAUGCCCUUAAGUAUAAGUGGGAGGAAGAGCCCCUAGUGGAUCUUCUAGUGGAACUCUGGGCUCUGUCCCUCUCUUCAUCUCUUGAGAGAAAGAGAGAGAGAGAGAGUAUGUGUGUGGACAAGGGGUCUCUCUCCCUCAAGUGCUUCCGCUGCACCCCCACUCAGAUUGAACCCUAAACCCAAACUUGUCCAGAGGACAAGAGAGCUGGUUUAAUUCUGUCCCUACUCCCCACUACAUGGCCACCUCCUCCCCAAAGCCCAUCUUUCCCAAGUCACAUUCGUACUGAUUAGGAGGCCUCUGGGAAAGUAAUUAGAGAUUCAGGAGGUGGUAUGGUAGAUGGGGCAUCAGACUCUAAAGCAUGUGAGUUCUAUUCCUGACACUGCAUGUGCCACUGUGAUGCUCUGGUUCUCCUCUUCAUUCUUCUCCCCUUCCUCCUUCCCCUUUCUCAGAAGUAAAUAAAUAUUUUAAAAAGGUUA